Molecule: messenger RNA, 858 nt
Organism: Aspergillus welwitschiae
Lineage: Eukaryota; Fungi; Ascomycota; Eurotiomycetes; Eurotiales; Aspergillaceae
Exons: 2
Coding region: 7-858 (283 amino acids)
Source: RefSeq, a predicted model, not a curated record
CACAAAAUGUCUGCAUUUCGAGAUGUUCAUCGGGCCCUGCAAAACACAUUGGAUGGCCUUUCACCAUCGUCCGUCAUUGACGAGGGGUGCGUGGCAAUCUUCCACGCCUUCUUUGCCAAAGGGACGAGUGAUGAAUUCCGCCAGUUCAUGCCCCCCAGCUUCAAGUCCCAAUACCCUCGAUUGUCUCACAAUCUGGAAACCACACCCUCAACAACCAGUGCAUUGCAGAAUCUCUCUGGCUUCACCCAUCCGAUAGGUACAGGCAACCCAAAUCCCUCCUCCUGUGAACCGACCGCUAGUACCCUACGCCUUCGAAGCCGUACGAGGCUGGAGAAAAGACCGACUGUUCCCACGGUGGUGACACCCGAAUCAUUCAGAAAACGAAAUGGACAGUAUACAACGCUUAACAAAAAUGCAUCAAAGCUUAUCAAGUGCAUCCAGGAAGUCGCGGCCAAAAGCCGUCGUCAGUUAGAAUUUUACGAGACUCUGUGGGAUAGUACGGAAGGACGCCAACUGCCGAAUCAUGCCCUGGAUGAAAUCCAUCGCUACGAAGCCUUACAACAAAUGAUCGACGACAGCGCCGAAAGCGAGGUCAAGAACAUCUACCGACAGCGAAUAGCGCAUCUUCUGAAAGCUCACGUGCUUGAAGUGCUCGACAGGUCCAUUCCAGACAGUGAGCUUUCCAAAGGUGUUACCCGAAGAAAAGUAACUAUCGACAAACUUUCGAAAUCCUUGCAAAAAGAUAGGAAGGAGAUCUCAACUCAUAAUACAAAGAGUCGCCAUUACCAUGCGUUCUAUGUCGCAAUCGGACCUGGCGCUGUUGUAUUACUCGGGGAUAAUGGAAACAAAAAUCUGUAA